AUGGCAGCCCCUCGUAACGCAGCGUUUGCGGAAGAAAGUGCAGAGGUGGAAGUGCUGAUAGCGUCGCUGGCCAAGACCAAGGACCUGACGAAGCGAAUCGCCGCCAGUCUGGUGCGGUUAGAAGUCAGCGGCCAGAUCGUCAAAGAAGCGAUCGGCCCGAUCUACAGCAACACGCAGCAAUUGGAGACCACGAGUCGAAACAUCGAAAAGGUCAAUGAAGCCAUCGAACGACUGCGGCAGCCGCUCGACGCGCGCGGCCGCGAAGAAGGGAUCAUUCGGGCAGGCCCGAAGAGCUCUGGACUGCCGCAAUACCUCGGGGCGCUGAGACGCGUCGACAAGGCUCUGACGGAUCUAGGCUCGACCAACCUGCGAGCCAACCAAGCAGCCAUAUCUGAGUUCCACAACCUCCUCUUAACGGGAAUCAACCAGCUCAACGAUACAUACCGGCAAAUGCUACAGGAAGAUGCCCAGCCCAUCGAGCCUCUGCAUUACAUCACCAAACAGAUCCCGUUCCCAACAAUAGCACAAGACAAAGUGCAGUAUCUCAGCCAGAUGGCCAAUGCGAUCGCCUCGGCCGGCGCCCAGUCCGCGCGACUGGGCCAGCGUGACGAUGACGCCGCAGCGCGCAUCUACGCCGAAGUACGAGGCGACUAUCUGCAUAGCAGCCUGCAGAAUCUCGCCACUGCGUCGAUAAGCACGUCGAGACGCCGAGAAAAGGACUCGGCCAUCUACCGCGAAGGCUCCAGCGGCAUUGGCGCCUACGCCAACGCAGUGGAAGCCAUGUUUCUCGCAGAAUCCGAAAACACAUCCCGGAUCUUCCGCGGCGACGCGGGCAAAGUGUUGUCCAUGACCUGUGCCAAAGCGCUGGCCACAUUCACACGCACCCUCUCCGAACUGAACAGUGUGAUCAAGUCGCGCAUCCUGACCGACUGUUUCCUCGCGUACGAGAUCCUCGACCUGAUCACCCCUCUGGGCUACCGCCUAGAAUCCCGCACCGGGCAACUGCGACCUCAAAUCGUCGAUGCGCUUCGGCCCGUUCGCGACACCGCCCGCGCCUCGCUCGGCGAAUUGAUCGUCCAGACCAAGAAACAGGCAGACUCGAUCACGACGCUCCCGCCGAACGGCAGCACGAUCCCGCUGGUCGCGCAGACCGCGCAACGUCUGCAGAACCUCGCCACGUUCGACCGGCCGCUGCUCGUCCUGUUGGCGUCGAUUGGGGACGGUAAAUGGCGCUCCGCAAACACCGCCGGCGCCGGCAUGUCGUCCAAUUCGAGCCUCAAUCUCGAAUUGACCCCCUCGACCGAAAACCCGACCCUGCUAUCUCACUAUCUUCUCGACAUUGUCGACACGCUUCUCGGCGCCCUCAAUGCCCGUUCGCAAAUGCUACACUCCAAGAAAUCCCUCCAGGGCAUCUUCCAGCUGAACAAUGUGGCCGUGCUCACUCGCGCCGUGCAGUCGUCGCCCGACCUCGCCCGCUACUUGGGGAUCAAUCCGCACAAUGCGAAGCUCGACGCCUUCCGCAAAUCCGGUUCGUCGCUGUACUUGUCCGCAUGGCGUGAUCCGUCGACGUAUCUACUGGAUACUAUCCACACGACGGGGGCGGCGCGGCCGCUGUCCGGCCAAGCGAUCGAUAGUACGAGCAUCAUCAAGUCGCUGUCGUCCAAAGACAAGGACAAAAUCAAGGAGAAGUUCAAGCUGUUCAAUGCCAGUUUCGACGAGUUGGUCGUCAGGCAUAAAUCCCUGCACAUGGAGAAUGAAGUCCGGAGCUCUAUGAGUCGUGAGAUCCAGGCCAUGAUCGAGCCUUUGUACGCCAGAUUCUGGGAUCGCUAUCACGAGGUCGAUAAGGGGAAGGGGAAGGUUGUGAAGUACUCCAAGGGCGAACUUUCCGCCAUGCUGGCGAGUUUAUAA
Molecule: messenger RNA, 1908 nt
Organism: Capronia coronata CBS 617.96
Lineage: Eukaryota; Fungi; Ascomycota; Eurotiomycetes; Chaetothyriales; Herpotrichiellaceae
Exons: 1
Coding region: 1-1908 (635 amino acids)
Biological process (GO): exocytosis
Cellular component (GO): exocyst
Molecular function (GO): phosphatidylinositol-4,5-bisphosphate binding
Source: RefSeq, a predicted model, not a curated record